Molecule: messenger RNA, 2000 nt
Organism: Brassica rapa (field mustard)
Lineage: Eukaryota; Viridiplantae; Streptophyta; Magnoliopsida; Brassicales; Brassicaceae
Product: bZIP transcription factor 27
Biological process (GO): positive regulation of DNA-templated transcription
Cellular component (GO): nucleus
Molecular function (GO): DNA-binding transcription factor activity; RNA binding
Source: RefSeq, a predicted model, not a curated record
GAAUGCCCAGGCCUAGUCUAUAUAUCCAUUUUAAAUGAUGAAACAUAUUAGGUUGUAUGAAAUAUUUCUGAACCGUAUGAUCUUGCAAAAGAUCUGUAAUCUAUAAAAUAUAUCAUACAAGAUUUCCUUUUUUUUAAAGAUUUUAUUUACAUGAUAACUCUUUAAAAAUAUUCUAGAUAACAUUAGGCAUUUACACGUCGAUCCUCACAAAUACUUAUUACCCAAUCAGAUCUCACCGUUUAGAAACUCAAAAUAUUGAGUGUGUUUUCUUUCUUUAAAAAUAGAUUUAAAGAUUUGUCACAACUUGUUUUUGUAGUCAGAGUAUACCGAAUCUAUUAAGAGACAAUCAUCUAUUAAUCUUGUUGAAGAAAAGUAAUUAAUAAAUCUUUUCUUUUGGGCAGUAGCCGAAUGCCUGUAGGAUUCUUUUUCUUGUAAAUGUCCAUAUAUAUAACAAAAACAUUAAAAACUAAAGAAGGAGGAGAAGAAGGAGACUCUCGUUUCCAUCUUCUGAGAAAUUUGUUGAUUCCGUCUGUAUACUCUACUUCACCUACAAAUAUCAUGGAGAAGGAGAAAUCAGACAACUCUGAGAUGUUCCAGGGUAAUGCAGAAAAGAAACCUGCUUGGAACAGGCUCUCUAAUGGAGAUUCUGGGAUCAAGCCAGUCAUGGUAGCUUCGUCAUCGUGGCCAUUGCUUUCAGAGGCGGCGAAAGCAGCUUCUUGUUCAUCCUCUUAUUCGUUAAAAAGUCUUUGCUGCGAUGGAUCUUCAUCAUCGGUCUCUUCGUUCUCCAAGCAACGUAGUAUACUUGCCGAACUGGAACCAAUGAAACAAACAUUAACUGAUGCGAUUAGCAACAUUAACCAACGAGCGGUUGCUCAAGCUUCAGGUUGUCCUUCACCAUACACUUCUCCUAGCAGUUAUAACCAAAGGAACAUGUUUGCAUCACAGUCCCAUGUCCGUGCCCAAAACCAACAUCAACGGAAUUCAAACAACAACCAAAAUGUUAGCUAUCAUCCUCAUCAAAGUCAUCGAGGUGGACACAAUCAGGAACAUGUGAAUCUUCCAAGAAACUUUAAUGGUCUAGGCGGAUUUGUAAGACCAUCACCACCACUACUUGUGCCACCAAUCUAUGCUCAACAUAUGCCACCUCAACCAUUUUAUUAUCCUCUAGAUUUUACUGGCUUUCCACCACAGAUGAUGUAUCAUCCUCAUCGCAUGCCCUUCAUGGAGCCUCCUCCUGUCUUGUUUCCACGUCAAAAUCCAAACCGCCGCAUGCGCUCCAUGGAGCCUCCUCCUGUCUUGGUCCCAUCUCAAAAACCUUCCUUAAAAACCAAGACAUUCAAUCAAGUUCAAAAAGCUCCCCUUAAAACCAAGAUAGCGAAUCAAGUUCAAAAAGUUCCCCUUAAAACCAAGAUACUAAAUCAAGUUCAAUUUUAUUUGAGCGAGGAUAAUUUACCAAACGACGUAUAUCUUCGCAUGCGCAUGAAUGAUGAAGGCUUUGUUCAUAUAGAGUUCAUUGCUGGAUUCAAUAAGCUUAAAGCACUGACAAGUAAUAUCCAGCUUAUAUUGGAUUCUCUACAAGGUUCUGAUAUGGUUGAAGUCAAGGGCUAUGAAAUAAGAAACCGGCAUGUCUGGAGAAAAUACGUUAUGCCUCAAGACUGGCGGGUUACUUUUUAUCCGAGCCCAGAAUAUGCAAUGGCUAACAACCAUUAAAACAUGCAGCUCGAGCAGAACUAGAAGAAGUGUGAUCAAGUUCAAGCAAUCAAAAAGCCGAUAAUAAUAAUAAGAAAUCAGUUGGUUGUAUACCGUCUUCAAAUCUAAGUUGGAGGAGUUUUUGCUUUUGCAUAGAGAGGAUUGUUGGAUUUAUGUGAAGCUACCAUCAUUUUGCAUAUGAUGUCAAUUAACAUUUUGUCCGUAAACCAAAACAAAUAUAACAAACUGAGAAAAGCUUUUAAAAAGGUUAAAAGAGUUGUGUAGAUUAAAAUUUUGAGUUUUAUGACUUA